GGCUCAGUUGCGACCUGAUGGAGUCCAAAUUUUUCUCGAAGCGAAGCGCAGCGCGAGCCUCUAUAAAUGGACAAAGUUCUUAGCAUUUACUGCUACAGCAAAAUACGGAAUUCAAUACUGCGUCCGAAAGCAGUCGGUCAGAAUUGACUUGCUACAGCUCUAGAGCUCCUCUCAACUUUGGAUCAGUAACGCGAUCGCUAAAUCCUAUGAAUUGCUUCUUUGCUUCAAUCGCAAUUCUUGCAUGAUGCCAAUACAGGACCUCAGAGAUGCGCCUAGAUAUUUUUUAUAGUAAAUCAGAAGUUUAUAGAUUUUAUUCGCGAGUAGUCAUUUGUUUUUGUCCCCUAACAUCAUUUUUCAUCCGGAUAAUUGAAGUUAUCCGUCCUGCUAUUGCUUUUCCUUUUCACCAUCUGCUUUUUCUAAAUGGCGGUCUCUUACCCCGACGAUACGCUGCGAAUCGUUUUAGAAAGUCGAAGAAGCGAGAAGAACCAUGCCAGAGUAUUGGCCGUGGGGUUACGAAGAGGACUUAUUUGAAAGGCGAGCGGCAAUCAUGUUUUCGUCGCGGUUGAAUUCCAAGCUUUCCAACCGCGUCGCCGGCCCGGCAGAAACGGAUAAGCAGUACCAGCACCAAAUCACCCGGGACGUACCCCGAGCAAAGAAGAAGCCGAAGUUUAGCUUCAGAGAUAGAAAAAACUCCUCAGAUGAGGAUUCGGAAGCGGAAGACGAAACCAAUGACCCACUAACAGCAGCCUCUCGCGGAAGUACAACAACCAAACCGCAGAAAAUUCGGCGCAUUGCGCACGUGGAGGGGCACUAUGCGACGUUCGCGUUCUUCGACUGCGCCGACCUACCGUGGUUGCCGUUCAUGCAGAGACAGUGCGCGAAGCGGCUGCAGGACGCGCAGGGGCCGGACGGGGACUUGGUGGGGAGAAUCGAGAAUCCGCACAUCAGCGUGUCCCCGUUGGUGAUGAUUCGGUACCAGUUCAUUGACACGUUGAUCAACCGCGCGAAGGAGCUGGUGAAGAAGCACACGAAGGGCCCCUUCACCGUGCAGUUCCACCCGAAGGGGGACAUUUUCGCCAACAUGGACCACAACCGGUGGUUCGGCGCGCUGCCGCUGAAGGGGCAGCAGGGGAUCGACCAGGUCACGCGGUACUCCAUGAUUCUAGAGCGGAUGUUCGAGCACUACGACGCCACGGACCACACGCAGCCUCUGGAAAAGGGGCAGACCAACAUCGAGACGCAGAUCGAGAAGGCCAGCACGGUGCAGCCGGCGUUGUGGAAGGAACCGCGGCCGCACCUGUCCCUCGCGUGGUGUCUGACGCAACCGGAAAACCUGCCCACCGGGGGCGGUCACGCGGAUUUUGGGCCGAACUGCUGGCCGGGCAUCCUCGGAGACCUGCCCGUUCCGGUCACGGAGGGAGACGGACUGGAAAUGAAGGUGGACACGCUCGUGGUGCAGGUCGGGAAUCGAUUUACGAAGAUUCCGCUGUGAUGAACGAGUAAAAGCGGAAGAUUUUUAUACACCACUCCGUAGUAGUUGUUUCAGCCCAAAUUGAUGUGAAAAAACGGCUCAAGAAGUUAUAAUUGCUGGUCUGCAAUACAGCAAAGGCGAAAUUUUCAUCCCCAAUCAUUUCAACAGCGACAGUUUCUUUUUCUUUGUCGAUCAAGCGCGCGCCCCGUUUGUAUCGAGUCAAUCUAACAACUUCGAAUAAUUC
Amoebophrya sp. A120 is the source of this 1715-nucleotide messenger RNA. The record is from the annotation of a GenBank genome assembly. Lineage: Eukaryota; Dinophyceae; Syndiniales; Amoebophryaceae.